Molecule: messenger RNA, 3607 nt
Organism: Nematostella vectensis (starlet sea anemone)
Lineage: Eukaryota; Metazoa; Cnidaria; Anthozoa; Actiniaria; Edwardsiidae
Product: melatonin receptor type 1A-A
Exons: 2
Coding region: 244-1443 (399 amino acids)
Biological process (GO): G protein-coupled receptor signaling pathway
Cellular component (GO): membrane
Molecular function (GO): G protein-coupled receptor activity
Source: RefSeq, a predicted model, not a curated record
UAAAGUGCUACCAUUGUUAAUCGCAGGAAGUGCACACCACUGUCAUAUCAAGCGAUGCCGCGCACUGAUGAGUUAUUAAUUUAUGUAAACUAGCAUUUCAUUUUCUAAAACAGUUACAUCUACAAGGUUGCAGUUAACAGUACAGUACUUUGAGUAAGCUUGAAAAGGACAUUAGCCAUAUACAAUUAUCGCCAGUUGAGGCAAGACCGAACACUAGCCUGGUCUGCGUUUAGUUUGACAACCAUGGACAGAAUGACUAACCUGUCGAGAUCUGUUACCCUGCUUGAUUCAAUGGUAAAAGAUUUUGCGUCAAGAAGUACCGCAGAAAUUGUCAUAGUCGCCACAUCAUGGGGAUGCUUAUCUUUAAUCACACUAGUGGGAAAUCUCCUAACCCUACUGAUUUUAUACCGAAACAAGAAUCUCUGGACGCCAACUAACCUUUUAAUCGCUUCGCUCGCUGCGUCCGACUUUACUUUCUCUAUUUCUAACGUUUUUCCGCUAGGUACAGGUGCUCUGUCAAGUCGCGAGUGGCCGUUCUCCUUUACAACCUGCCAGUAUCAAGGUUUCAUAUCGAUAAUGAUGGCGACGCAGUCGACGCAAACCCUCGGAUGCAUGGCGCUGAAUCGCUUCUACCGAGUCGUGAAACCCAGAAUGUACCCACAAGUCUUUAGUCUUAGGAAUACGAUCUGUGUCAUCUCGUUAACGUGGAUCUUAGCGAUGUUUGCACCCGUCCUUUACCUCGCAUCAGGACACGAAUUCGUUUUUAUCCCAGCCAAAGCGUUCUGUUACAUGAGUUUAGCCAGUGGCUCCAUAACAGCAUUUAUAGUCGCAACUUAUAUCGGUAUUCCUGCCCUUCUCAUCGGCUACUGUUAUCUACGCGUCUAUCUCGCGGUGCGUAAACACAAGGCCAACCUUUUUCAAGCCAACACCACCAUCAGCCCUGCAGAGAUCAAAGUGACGAAGACUUUAGUUGUCACGGUGCUUGUGUUCAUGUGUUGCUGGGGUCCCAUCUUAAUCAUAGAUGUGAUUGAUGUCAUCUCAGGACGCUGGGUCAUGCCGAGAUGGGUUUACAUACUCUACGUGUUCUUUUCGGUCAUCAGUAGUUCGGCAAACCCCGUUAUUUAUGUUUUCAUGAACCCGACAUUCAAACGAGAGUUUUUGAGCAUAUUGCGCUGCAGAUGUCGUCAUCACAACGCUGUUGGUAGUAAGAGCCGCGCCAAUCCGUCACAACCACGGUCAAUGGUCACGACCAAACAAGCAGCUGUUGGGGAUAAUGGUGAGUCAGGCCAGUCCAUUGAGAUCACGGUAGACAAGCAAAACAACUUUCAAAUCAAACAAGCAGCUGUAGAGGGUGAUGUCGAGUUAGCAGCGCCAGUCAGUCCAAACCAACAGAUCACGUUAGACAAGUGCAACAAACUUUUAAAUCAAACAAGCAGCUGUUGAGGGCAACGUUCCACUUUGCAGUUCCAGACAGUCAGGAUUAUUAUAAGGAAAACUUAAUAAAUGAAAGGCAUUGAAAGAAUAGAUAACAGUUAUUGUGUGGAUAAAGAUAUGCUUUCUAGAUCAACAACAUCAACAGAUCGACGUAACAGCGACAGAUCGACGUAACAGCGACUCUCUUAGCGGAAAGGGUAUGGGAGAAGUUUGCCGCGAUCUUCAACAGCUGUGUGUCCUGGCUGGUCGCCACGAGUAUGGCGAGUUUGUUAACAAAUCUGUGCUUUCGGAGCAGAAUUUGAAUAUUGAAGUGAAAUUGGUUUUGAUGAAAUCUUCAAGGAUCCCACUAAUAUGUUGCGAAAGGUUUUUUCCAAAAUAUUGAGUUCCUAGCGAGCUAGAAGCAAAUUAGUUCAGCUUGUAGGACUGCCAGCCAGCCAGGAUGUGCUACCUUUUCAUGUAUGGGGGAAACGCCACAGCGUAGCUCUCAACAAAUAGUUUAGAAUUUAAUCCACACUACAUUGAAGACACAACAAUCAUUACGAAUAUUAUUGAGAUUUUUCUAGAUUUUAGCUCAAAGUAGAAUUAACGCAAGGCACUUUAACUCUAUAUGUUUACUAAAAACUAAGAGUAGUGUGAUCACACAAUGUGAGCUUGGGGUACCCGUGCAAGCGUUGCAAAUAAAUAAUACAGCGAAAUCAUAAUCAAUCCAAGUUGAGCACGAUUUUCCACAAAGUGGUAAAAGUUGUACCAAUAAAAUCACCUAUUGGUAUGGACCAGGCUUGAUCAGGAACCUUCUACUAGUAGGACCAAGCUUAAUUGGGGAACUUCUAUUGGCAUGGAGCAGGCGUGAUCAGGGACUUUCUAGUGGAAAAGACAAGCCUUAAUCAGGGACCUUUUUUUGUAUGGACCAGGCUUGAUCAGGGACCUACUAGGUAUGGACCAGGCUUGAUCAGGGACCUUCCAUUGGUAUGGACCAGGCUUGAUCAGGGACCUUCUACUGGUGUGGACCAGGCUUGAUCAGGGACCUUCUUCUGGUAUGGACCAGUUUUUAAUCAGGGACCUUCUAUUGGUAUGGACCAGGCUUUAUCCGGAAACCUCUCUCCUGUUGAUAUGGACCCGGUUUGAUCACGGACUGUUUACUGGUAUGGCCUUGGCUUAAUCAGGGACCUACUAGGUAUGGACUAGGGAUGUCCAGGAACCUUCUACUGGUAUGGGCCAGGCUUAAUCAGGGGCCUCCUGUUGAUAUGGACCCGGUUUGAUCACGGACUGUCUACUGGUAUGGUAUUAGCUUGAUCAGGGGCCUACUAGGUAUGGACUAGGGAUGUCCAGGAACCUUCUACUGGUAUGGGCCAGGCUUAAUCAGGGGCCUCCUGUUGAUAUGGACCCGGUUUAAUCACGGAUUGUCUACUGGUAUGGUAUUAGCUUGAUCAGGGGCCUACUAGGUAUGGACUAGGGAUGUCCAGGAACAUUCUACUGGUAUGGGCCAGGCUUAAUCAGGGGCCUCCUGUUGAUAUGGACCCGGUUUGAUCACGGAUUGUCUACUGGUAUGGUAUUAGCUUGAUCAGGAGCCUCCUGUUGAUAUGGACCCGGUUUGAUCACGGACUGUGUACUGGUAUGGCAUUAGCUUGAUCAGGGGCCUUCUGUUGAUAUGGACCCGGUUUGAUCACGGACUCUCUACUGGUAUGGUAUUAGCUUGAUCAGGGGCCUCCUGUUGAUAUGGACCCGGUUUGAUCACGGACUGUCUACUGGUAUGGUAUUAGCUUGAUCAGGGGCCUGCAUGGUAUAAACUAGGCAUCCCAGUCAAAUGACGGACCAAGAAAUUUGAUGGGGAUAGGAGGGUGCAGAGAACUAAAAAACGAGACCCAAAAACUGCAAAUAUUGCAUGGGAAAGAAAUAUUGCAUGUACGCACUCACAUUUUUUUUAUAUACCAAAAUAAACCCCACAGGCUCAAGGCUUACGGGAAAAUCGAAUCACACAGAAACAAAUGUAACGUGGUCGUAGGAGACGUAAGAAGGCAAGAAAGAGAGCUAAAGGUUUGGGUUAUUUCUGAGCUCCUUUUAAUGUAAUUGAGUCUAAGUACACACCCCGAACUCCGGGUCCAAUUACAAUAUGAUUGUGUCAGCUUAAUUACACAACUAAUCACUCAAUUAAUGAGAGUGGUUCAACAAAUAA